CGACGUCACUCAGGACGAAAACAUCUCAGUGCCAGUAGGUGGCAGUGAUGCGACACAGACGGAAAUAGCGGUAGUAAUUUGGUAAACAGCAGAAAAAACAGUUUGUAUUACAUUUCUUAACAUCUUUUGGGAUUUCUAUCAAACUUACGCUGUCUGAAUUACUGGUAGUGCUGCAAAUUAAAGGGAGAAACUCAGCUUGCUAUCCAGCCGCCGCUCCCUUGAAACGUCCAGUGACGCACUCUCUACUUAGCAUAGCUUACGCUAAUUGCCAACAUUCAGUCGUAUAUAACGUCAGUAGAUAAUUUGCUUGUAGAGAUUGUAAAAGUCUCGGGGCAAGGAUGCAAGAGGGGUAUUUGUGAAGAACGACCCCAUCCACGUGCCAUGUCUCUGGUUUUCCCACGACCCAACACCAACACAGUCCACAGCAAGAAGGAUAAGAGACUGAUGGCGGAAGUGAAUGCAUCGCCGCUCAAGCACUUUGUCACAGCAAAGAAGAAGAUCAAUGGGAUCUUUGAACAGUUGGGGGCCUACAUCAAGGAGAGUGCUUCCUUUCUGGAAGAUACUUACAAAAAUGAUGAGCUGGACCCGGCUACCACAGAGGAGCAAGUCCAGGAGGUCCGGGGUUACCUCGCCAAGGUAGCAGGGAUCGGAGAAGUGCUCGCCCGCAGGCAUAUGAAGGUGGUCUUCUUUGGGAGGACCAGUAACGGGAAGAGCUCAGUCAUCAAUGCCAUGUUAUGUGAUAAGGUGCUGCCGUCUGGAAUAGGACACACCACCAACUGCUUCCUGAGAGUGGAGGGCACUGAUGGCAACGAAGCCUUCCUCCUCACUGAAGGUUCUGAGGAGAGAAAGAACAUAGAGACGGUGAACCAGCUGGCCCACGCUCUCCACCAGGAUGAGGACCUAGAUGCUGGCAGCCUGGUCUGUGUCAUGUGGCCGAAAGCCAAGUGUGCUCUGCUCAGGGAUGAUCUGGUGUUGGUGGACAGCCCAGGUAUCGAUGUUACCACAGAGCUGGACAGCUGGAUCGACAAGUUCUGCCUUGAUGCUGAUGUGUUUGUUCUGGUGGCAAACUCUGAGUCCACACUUAUGCAGACGGAGAAGUCCUUCUUUCACAAGGUCAAUGAGCGACUCUCUAGUCCAAACAUUUUCAUCCUCAACAACCGCUGGGAUGCCUCAGCCUCUGAACCUGAAUACAUGGAGGAGGUUCGUAGGCAGCAUAUGGACCGCUGCACCAAUUUCCUGGUGGAUGAGCUGGCUGUGGUGGACCGAACCCAGGCCAGUGACCGCAUCUUCUUCGUCUCUGCCAAGGAAGUACUCCAGGCUCGAGUGCAGAAAGCUCAAGGAAUGCCUGAAGCAGGUGGAGCUCUUGCAGAGGGAUUUCAAGCCAGAAUGCUGGAGUUCCAGAACUUUGAGAGGCGGUUCGAGGAGUGUAUCUCACAGUCAGCAGUGAAGACCAAGUUUGAGCAGCACACAGUGAGGGCCAAGCAGAUCUCUGAGGCCCUGCGCCAUAUUAUGGAUUCCGUACAUAUUGCUGCACAAGAGCAGAGGGCCUAUUGCCUUGAAACCAAGGAGGACCGUCAGGACCGAUUGGAGUUUAUAGAUAAGCAGCUGGACCUGUUGACUAUGGACUGUAAAGCCAAGAUCAAGAAGAUUACUGAGGAGGUGGAGAGACAGGUAUCUAAUGCCAUGGCAGAGGAGAUCAGGAAGCUUCAUGUGCUGGUGGAUGACUUUCACAUGGACUUCCACCCAUCAACAGUGGUGCUCAAGGUCUACAAGAAUGAGCUUCAUCGGCACAUAGAAGAGGGUCUGGGCAAAAACAUGUCAGAGAGGUGCUCCACCUCUAUCACUAGUGCCCUGCAGACCACACAGACGGACAUGAUCGAGGGUCUGAAGCCUUUGCUGCCCAGCCCAGUCAGAGAGCAAGUAGAUAAGCUGGUUCCUCGUCAGUGCUUCAGCCUCAGUUAUGACCUGGCCUGUGACAAGCUUUGCAGUGACUUUCAGGAGGACAUCAGCUUCCACUUCUCUCUGGGCUGGACCAUGCUGGUCAACCGCUUCCUGGGGCCCAAGAAUACCCGAAGGGCCCUCAUGGGCUACAACGACCAGGUCCCUCGCCCCAUGGCCCUGACUCCAGUCAGCACCAGCAUGCCUCCAUUCCCACAAAACUCUAUGACCCAGGAGGAGCUGAUGGUCUCUAUGGUGACAGGUCUUGCCUCCCUUACCUCACGUACUUCAAUGGGCAUCCUUGUGGUUGGCGGCGUGAUCUGGAAGGCAGUGGGCUGGCGUCUGAUCGCCCUUUCAGUGGGCCUCUACGGGCUUCUCUACAUCUACGAGCGGCUCACCUGGACCACCAAAGCCAAGGAGAGAGCCUUUAAGAGACAGUUUGUGGACUAUGCCAGUGAGAAGCUGCAGCUCAUCGUCAGCUACACAGGAUCCAACUGCAGCCACCAAGUCCAGCAGGAGUUGGCGGGUGUGUUUGCUCAGCUGUGCCAGCAGGUAGAUGUCACCCGUCAGAACCUCGAGGAUGAGAUCACUGACAUGAACAGGAAGAUCGAGCUGCUGGACAGCCUGCAGAGCAAGGCUAAGCUUCUGCGGAACAAGGCAGGCUGGCUGGACAGCGAGCUUAACAUGUUCACCCAGCAGUACCUCCACCACAGCAAGUAAACCAGACAGAGCAUCCACCUGACGAUUAAACAACAUCAGAGGAACAUUUGGUACACCUCCUGAAGUUUCCCCUCUAGUAGACACACUUCUGUAUUUUGAAGAUAAUGGGAGGAAAUAGUUAACAGUAUUCUCAAUAGAAGAGUAGAAAUAAAAUGGAUAGUUUGAAUGUCUGACGUGAGUGGAAGGAGUUACUGGGUGGUGUUGAUAUGGAUGUGUGGACAUGUGUUCAGGAUGGGAUUACUGUGAUCAGCUGGUGACUCAUCACACAAAUGAAAAAAGAUAAAGCCAGACUCGGGAAGUAAACAUUGCCUCAGUGUAUUUCCUGAUGUAAUCAUUUAUGGUGAUAUGCAAAUGAACAAUAAACCUGAGGUCUCCAUAUGGCUGAUAGAUGUGACUCCAGGACAGAAGUACAGUCUGAGCUCUCCUUGCAUCUUUAUUGACAUUGUUAAGUGACUCAUACGGCUUCUGUCAGAAACUCUACUCUGUCCUUUUUUUUUAAUUCCACAUAACUCUGCCAUAUAGAACUUGUGUAGUUUUGGUUUUGUAUAUACUGUACAUUGGGAACUAGAAGAGUGCCAUGCUGAAGUAACAGGCAGACCAUAUGAGCGAGUGGAAGAAACUUUUUCUUAUUUUAGUAGGAUAAUUCAGUGAACUGAUGCAAAAUAAUUUAUUCCUCCAGCUGUUGAAGUAUAUUGGGAAAUUGUAACCUUUUUUCAGAGAAUGAUGCAGAGAAUGAAGCAAUCAGAACUGAUCUUAGUUCAGUUGGAGGUUAUUUGAAAUGGCAAUGGGAAAGAAACUUGUAUUGACAUGUUCACACUUUCUCUUAUGGUUACAGUUGAAAUGACAAGAAAGAAAACUACUAUUCAAUCUUAACGCUUAGUUCCAUGAGCACUAAGUAGAGCUUAUUUUAUCUGUGCACAAGUCAGAAGGUUUUUUUUUUCUUGUUACAGUUCAGUGUCAGAGUGGACACCUGACAUACUGAUUGGUAGUUAUUCAAGCAGUUCGGUUUGAUAGCAACUGAACUAGAUACUACCUGUUUACCCAUUUAAUAUUCCUUCUGAGAAUGACCAUACAUUUAAUUUUUUUUGAGGAUAGAUUAUUUAGACUGUGGAUUAAGUGAAUAGAUUUUAGCAAGUUUCACAGCGAAGCAGAAAAUAUAAGAUACCUGUAUGUUGCAACUUUAAGGCUGGUGUUAUUCUACAUUUUUCUUUUGUCAACAAAUUCCAUGUGCAAAGCCAAACCAUCAAUGUGUUUAUCCAUCCCCCACCACUUUCUGACUUCCUUACUUUCUCUGUGGCUUCCAGCUCCAAGCCCAUUGGUCCUACUAAAGACAUAAAUCUUUAAAAACACCUCACAAAUACAUAGUUUUAUUUCCUUUUAAAAGUCUGAGUAGUUUCCUUUCAACUGCUGGGCACUGUAGUCUUUAUUAAACAUUAAUCAAACAGGAGAAUGAAGUGCAUUUGUUGGGGACUAUAUUCAAUUGCAAUAAUGGAGCUCUAUGGCACAGAAAAAUAAGAUAUAUCAGGCUUUGGAUACACACACAAUACUUGUUAGUAGGAGAUAUUCAUUGUUGGUUUGGGUCUUUUCACAUAAGUUGUUAACAAGAAGUAUAUAUAGAUUAUCACAAGACUGAUUUUUUAACUGGAACCCAUUAUAAAUUAUAUUAGUCAGUCACAAUAUUUAGCAUGGCUACAAAAAAACAAUAGGACCAUAUGCAAAUUGUUAAACAAUUGAGGCCAGACUGCCAAGUUAAAUCUCAGAAUCUGACUUUAUUUCCAGUCAAAAUUCAGAAUUUUGACCUUUUCUUGGGAUUCCCACUUUAAAGACACCCUCCAAAUAUGUGUACCAGCAUAUAUGCCAUCUAUUAAUUAACAAAUGUCAGUACAGAAAUGCCAAAUAUAUGUUUGAGGUCUUGUAGAAACAGUCUCCAUUACAGUGAAGUUUAUUUUUACACUAUAAAAUGUCCCACUGAGCACAUAUCCUGGUCACUAUUCUUUAAUAACCAAAUUUAAGGGCUUCUUAUGAGAAAUGUCAAUGCUAUGUGUUUAUGUAAAACAAUGGCUCUGAUUCAGCUGAUAUAUCAUUAGAUUUUUUUUCAUGGAUUUUUUUUUUUAUUUUUUUAUUUUUUAUUUCCCCAACUACGAAGUGUUUUGAUUUUUAAAACAUCAAAGUGGAGCUUAGAGGGAAUUUGUUAUGUCAGGUACACUAAAAACAAAAUCAGGAUGUGCAGCUUUAUUUCUGCUUUUUCUAAUUAAACUCAGAAUCCUGACUUUGUUGACUAUUCACAAAUUAUCUGAGACCUCAUAAUAACAUUUCUGUCUUGCACUGAAUGCAUAUGUGGGUUGGGGUCUGUUCUCUGCUUCUUUCAAUGUCACACAUGGUUGUAGUUCAAAAGAGAGGUAGAAAUCUCAACUACAUCCAAUGGGUAUGUACGAGUGGCUUAUUCCAGAAACAUCCCCCUUUAUGAAAUGAAAUUUUACUUUUGGUUUCUAAAAUGUGUAUAUAAUGUAAUUUAAUAAUUUGCCUUUGAAUGGGAAAAAACAGGGAUAUGUUGAAAGAGAAGAAACCACAUCAGAGUGGAAGUGCCUGGAUUUGUCCAGUAUGUAAGUCUUGGUUGAUUGGGUCAUGCUAUAAAAAUAAAGCCAUAGACUGUGUGUUGCCAAGUGAGCAGGAGGGCUGCUGUACAACACUUCCUUCAGAGUGAAAACAUGCACUUUACCAAGUUGCUUUUUUUAAAUUGUUUUUUCUUCUCAAUAAUGGUUGUCUUUCCGCAAUAUGUAAAACCACAAUGUAGUUGUUUUUGACUUCAGGAAGGUGAAAGUAACUGCAUGUAGUGACUGUUGUAGUUUGUUGACCUGUUAAAAAGUUAAAACAUGUGUGUAUGUAAAAAAUAAAGGUGCCGCAAUGAGAAAAACUUUAUUUACAGUUUAUUGAAUAUUUGCAGCAGUUAUGUAAACUGAAUUAGGUUUGCUCAGUUGUCAUCAAGUGAUAAGUGGUUGUACUGCAUAUACUACUUUCCUGAACAUCCUCUUAUAUGUCUUUGUUAAAAAUAAAACUAUUAGCUGAU
Molecule: messenger RNA, 5725 nt
Organism: Xiphias gladius (swordfish)
Lineage: Eukaryota; Metazoa; Chordata; Actinopteri; Istiophoriformes; Xiphiidae
Gene: mfn2
Product: mitofusin 2
Exons: 18
Coding region: 382-2658 (758 amino acids)
Biological process (GO): mitochondrial fusion; mitochondrion localization
Cellular component (GO): mitochondrial outer membrane
Molecular function (GO): GTPase activity; GTP binding
Source: RefSeq, a predicted model, not a curated record